AUGGGGCCGUCGUGGCCCCGUGGCCAGUGCCUGGGCAAUGGGGGUGAGGAUGGGGCCACCGUGGCCAGCUGGGCCCUUUCCAGCACCGAGCUCCCACGGCCCUUCCGGGAGCAGCAAAUCGCCUUCCCAAGCCGGGUUGGGGAUUUUUUUUGGGGAGAGCCAAGCUGCCUUGUGCCGCCUGGGAAAGCAGCCCCACGUCCCCACGCUCGCCUGCCCGGCUCUCUCACGUCUCCCAAAUCCCCCACAUAUGGUUUCUAUAUCACUUGGCGCUGCCGGUGCUUGCUCGGCUGUAAGCGAGCUUACUUUCCCUUGUCUUUCCAUGCAGCUCUUGGCACGGGAUGCUCAUCCUUCUCCCCAGCCCUGGUCCUCCCCCGCGCUGCCCGUUUGGACACGUCUCUCCCGGCCCCGGGGAGGGUGCGGGGAGGCCGGGGCCCGGCUCCUGCCUCCGCUCUGCCCUCAAAUUGCAGCCUGGCCGUGCCAGCGGCAGCUGCCUUCCUGGGAGACAUCGCCCUGGACGAGGAGGACCUGCGGCUCUUCCGGGUGGAGCGGGUGGUGGACCUGGCCCGCCGCACCAUCACGCGCCUGCCCACCAACUCCUCAGGCACCAACACCACCAGGCCGGGCCACCAACCACGCAGCCGUGGCCGGCAACGGGCACGGAGCCGCCGGGCUGCCACGUCCCGGCCGGAGAGAGUGUGGCCGGACGGGGUCAUCCCUUACGUGAUCAGUGGCAACUUCAGUGGCAGCCAGCGAGCCAUCUUCCGGCAGGCGAUGCGGCACUGGGAGAAACACACUUGUGUCACCUUCCUGGAGCGCAACGACGAGGACAGUUACAUCGUCUUCACCUACCGCCCUUGCGGGUGCUGUUCCUAUGUGGGUCGCCGAGGAGGGGGCCCCCAGGCCAUCUCCAUCGGCAAAAACUGCGACAAAUUCGGCAUCGUGGUGCACGAGCUGGGCCACGUCAUCGGGUUUUGGCACGAGCACACGCGCCCCGACCGGGAUGACCACGUCUCCAUCAUCCGGGAGAACAUCCAGCCAGGGCAGGAGUACAACUUCUUGAAGAUGGAGCCUGAGGAGGUGGAGUCCCUGGGCGAGACGUACGAUUUCGACAGCAUAAUGCACUACGCCAGGAACACCUUCUCCAGGGGCAUCUUCCUCGACACCAUCUUGCCCAAGUAUGAUGUGAACGGGGUCCGCCCCGCCAUCGGCCAGCGGACACGUCUGAGCAAAGGGGACAUCGCCCAGGCCCGCAAGCUCUACCGCUGCCCGGACUUGACAAAGGAAGCUUCACCCUGGCUGGGUCCCAUUUCCAAUGGAAAAAUGCUCUCUGGGGUCCUCCUCGCCAUCAGAGCCCCCCACAAGGACCAUGCGAGUUGCCUUUCUCCAUCCACGGUGCUUUUCCGGGGUGUUUUGGAGAAGUUAAAUGCAAGACCUCG
Molecule: messenger RNA, 1436 nt
Organism: Athene cunicularia (burrowing owl)
Lineage: Eukaryota; Metazoa; Chordata; Aves; Strigiformes; Strigidae
Product: bone morphogenetic protein 1-like
Exons: 9
Biological process (GO): proteolysis
Molecular function (GO): metalloendopeptidase activity; zinc ion binding
Source: RefSeq, a predicted model, not a curated record